This is a messenger RNA of Nymphaea colorata (pocket water lily), 2033 nucleotides long. RefSeq names its product heat stress transcription factor A-1-like. Lineage: Eukaryota; Viridiplantae; Streptophyta; Magnoliopsida; Nymphaeales; Nymphaeaceae. Bases 175 to 1701 code for a protein of 508 amino acids. The transcript is spliced from 2 exons. Gene Ontology annotation, cellular component: nucleus. The record is from RefSeq and is a predicted model, not a curated record. Gene Ontology annotation, molecular function: DNA-binding transcription factor activity; RNA polymerase II cis-regulatory region sequence-specific DNA binding. Gene Ontology annotation, biological process: regulation of transcription by RNA polymerase II.
UAUCGUCCCCCCCGCAACUUCCCCAAUCCCCACAAACCCCGAUCGCUCCACCGCCUUCCCCUAUCGCCGUCGUCAUUCGCGUCGGCUUCUUCUUCUUCGUUCGUCUCCCCCUAAAACCCCCCACCCUCCUAUAUAAGCUCUCUCUCUCUCUCUUUCUCUCGUCUUGUGUUGUUGAUGAGCGAGUUAGUAGGGUCUGUCGCAGAAGUCACUAAGAUGGAAGGUGGAGGAAAUGGGGGAACGGGGGUUGGCAGUCCGCCCCCGUUUCUGAGCAAGACGUACGAUAUGGUGGACGACCCGUCGACGGACGCGGUGGUGUCCUGGAGCCAGGGGAACAACAGUUUUGUCGUGUGGAACCCGCCGGAGUUCGCGCGCGUUCUUCUCCCCAAGCACUUCAAGCACAACAACUUCUCCAGCUUCGUCCGCCAGCUGAACACAUAUGGUUUCAGGAAAGUUGAUCCGGAUAGAUGGGAGUUUGCCAAUGAAGGUUUCUUAAGGGGUCAGAAGCAUUUGCUGAAGAUGAUCUCCAGGCGGAAGCCCAUCCACAGCAAUGCUCAGCAGCAGCUGCCUCAAGGACAGAGUGCGACUGUAGGUGCCUGCGUUGAGGUUGGCAAGUUCGGGCUGGACGAAGAAAUUGAGAGGCUGAAAAGGGAUAAGAAUGUCCUCAUGCAGGAACUUGUUCGAUUGAGGCAGCAGCAGCAGACUACUGACCAGCAGCUGCAGACAGUACUUCAGCGCAUUCAAGGAAUGGAGCAAAGGCAGCAGCAAAUGAUGUCCUUUCUGGCGAAGGCAAUGCAAAGCCCUGGUUUCUUGGCUCAGUUGGUGCAGCAGAAUGAUAAUAACAGGCGGCGCAUGGUUGGAGUGAACAAGAAGCGCCGGUUGCCGAAGAGGGAGCACCAUCAAGAUGGCGAACCUAUACCAAAUGAUGGGCAGAUCAUAAAAUAUCAGUCUGCAAGAGAAACUACGAAAGCCAUGCUCAUGCAGAUACUGAACGGUGAUAUGCCUUCCCGGAUAGAAUCAUCUUCAGACAAUCCCAAUAAUUUCUUUAUGGGUGCUGUUCCGGCAAGUUCCGGACCAUUUGAGAAUGGCUGUGCUGCCAGCCAAAGGUCCGGCGUAACUGUUCCAGAUAUGAAACCAACUUCUGGGUUUGAAUAUCUGCCUGCUGUCUCAGGACUUGCAGAGGCUUCUUCAGCUUCUGUGAUAUCAGAUGUUCAGUCUUCUCCUGGUGCAUCAGAGGUGGUAACGAGUUCAGGUGGCUCGCCUAACGUGAAUUUGGUUUGUGGACUGCCGGAGCCCUUGGCCUCUGCCGAGACAGUUCUUCAUAGUCCAACACUCCCGUCUGUGCUAAGGUUUGCGGCAGAAAAUGGUGCUGUUGAUCUUGCAAGUGGAGCAUAUGUGGCUCCACAACCUGGGCUUCCUCAGAAGGAUCAUGUACAAGUUGAUGGCUCAAUCCCCAUAGAAGCUGACAAGCUCUCCCCCGAAGCUGAUGUCGAUGUUUUCUUUAAUGGGGUGCCCGUUCCACCAGAUGGAAGUGAUUUUCCCUGGGAACAGUUGCUUGCGUGGACUCCGAUCUCAGAUGACACCGAGGAGGCUGAGUCGAUCACCCAGGAUACUUUUGCUAAGGAAAACGCCCUCUGGGAUGGUGUUAAUUUGCAGCUGCUAACCCAACAGAUGGGUCUUCUUUCAUCAGAGGCGAAUGGAUGAACCUUACCAGCAUAUGGAUUUGUGAAUCCUGAAGCUGAUUUCCUGUUUUUUCUAGCUUCUUGUUUCCUUCAAAGAAAAACAAUAAGGCAAUCUGCAAGUAGGAGCUUCGCGCUAUACUCUGCAACUACUGCACUGUUGCCUUUAUGCGUGUAAUAUCUUCUUUCCAGUAAAAGAUACAAGCAUUUGCAAGCGCCUUCCUCCGGCACCUGCAAGUGCGCUCUGCCCGCUUGCGUGUAAGCUUUGCCUGUUUUGCCACUGAAGGGCGAUGCCAUGGCGGCGAUGUGAACUUCCGAUUAGUUAGAAACGAAGGGUUUAUUUGAUUUCUUCAACUA